ACUUCAGCAGAGACUAUAGCAACAUCAACUCUCCCAGGACAAACAAGCGAAUCUUCAUUUUCGAAAUCGUUUAGAAUUGAUAAAGAUUGAGAGUUUUAUUCGCAUCAUUUUUAAAUUUGCAUUUAUAGGCGCAAACUCGAUUAUAGGCACAACAACAUUACUCCUCAAAAUCUGUCUGAACUGUUCAUAUUUUACCGUUUUAUGCAUGUAUGCAAAGCCUGAAUGCAUGCACGAAGUUCAAACCGCGGUUAUUUCUGUUUGUUUCCUGAAGUGAUCUAAGUUGAGAGCUGUGGUUUUCCCCGCCGUCCGUUCGCGAAAAGGAAACUGAAUCCAAGUUCUACUAGUAUUCAGAGACGUGUUUCGCAAUACACAUUGACAUUCUUUCUAUCGAGGGAUCCCCAUGAGUCAUCCCAAGUCCAAGACCUCACAGAUAACGACUAGGACCCAAUCGAUUGAUUACUAGCUUAGUUAUCGACCCGAACUCAUCAGUUGACCACCAAGCUGUUGCCGUGAACACACACUCAGAUUUGCAGCUUCUAACUUUCAAUUAGCAACGCUUAGACACAAGGACUCUUCAGUUUAUUUUCGGUUUUUGUCUACUUCUCAACAGAAACUCUGAGCACUUAGCAAGUUUUCAUUUCAUUCUGCUCGUAACAGUCUGUUCGUUGUGAGAGCUUCUCAUCCACAGCUAUAACCCGUACCCAAUGCUUUCGUUGCUUCAGAAGCUUAGGACCAAACUGUACCGAGCAAAAUCGACCACCGUACCGAAGAUGGACUUAGAAGCCCGCAUGGGUCACGACGACAGUCCCGCCUCCGUCUGGAUCCCGCCGUCGGUGAUGGCGGACCGACAUCAUCAUUUCGACCGAAAUCGCAGUUUCAGACGACAGCUUUCGAGGAAGCUGAGUUCCCACGCGAAACAAAUUAGUAAUAGUACUUGUAACCCGACCGCCUGCGCCAUCGCAGUGUGUUUCAUCACGGCGAUUCUGGCGUUGAUCGUCUCUUGCUUCACGUUCUAUCUGUACGUGCAGAGCCAUGGACUGGGACACGAGAUGAAAAUCAUCGAGGAUGCUUUCAAUCCGAAUUCAGAUAGUCAACAUGGUGCUUCACCUUCACCCCGAUUCGAUGGUCCUCAAACAACUAUGCCAUCACCAUCACACGAGGAAGCAGCGAAAUCAGCGGCUUACGCUCACAUUGUCGGGGCAGACAAUGGUCCGAGAGGAAACGAUAGGCAAUUGGAAUGCUUAGCUCAAUGGAAAGCGAACGCAACGCACAACGUGAACUUCCUGGGCACCUACGGCAUUGAAAUCGUCGAGCCGGGUUAUUACUACGUCUACACUCAAAUCUACUUCAGUGAUUCCGAAAGUGGGGCGACGGUUGACCCCUCAUCUCAGCAGGCGUUGCCCAUGCGUUCUUCUACGAAUCGCAACCACGUCCCGCUGAUGGAGAGCGUCGUCCCUUUCAAAGAAUACGCGACGAAGUACCACGGUGGCGUGUUCCAUCUCGACAAGGGCGAUAAGAUCACCGUGAGCGUAUCCAAUGACAAUCUCCGGAUCAACACCGGGAGCGACAAGACCUUCUUCGGGGUUUUCAUGUUGCGUUCGACGACGCCCGAUCACGCCGGGGCUGCAGCAGCAAGUUGAACUUUGAUCUCCGCCUAGCGGGGGAAGAGCUAGUAGGAGAAAAA
This is a messenger RNA of Strongylocentrotus purpuratus (purple sea urchin), 1684 nucleotides long. RefSeq names its product lymphotoxin-alpha-like. Gene Ontology annotation, biological process: immune response. Gene Ontology annotation, molecular function: tumor necrosis factor receptor binding. Gene Ontology annotation, cellular component: membrane. The transcript is spliced from 4 exons. The record is from RefSeq and is a predicted model, not a curated record. Lineage: Eukaryota; Metazoa; Echinodermata; Echinoidea; Camarodonta; Strongylocentrotidae. Bases 705 to 1640 code for a protein of 311 amino acids.